Molecule: messenger RNA, 1143 nt
Organism: Alternaria viburni
Lineage: Eukaryota; Fungi; Ascomycota; Dothideomycetes; Pleosporales; Pleosporaceae
Exons: 3
Coding region: 1-1143 (380 amino acids)
Source: RefSeq, a predicted model, not a curated record
AUGGAAGACGAGACAAUGCGCAAGUUCUUCUUGAAACGUAAAUCAAAUACAGGCCGCGUAGAUCUCCGCAGCGGUGAGCAAGACAUUUCGACGGCGCCAGCACCCGAGACGCAAGCAUUGGUGUUAUCGUCAACAAUAGCGACAAGUAUGCCAACCGAAGCAGCCAAGGCCUACGGGCCACUGGUACUGAGCGACCCCGAGAAGGCUGCAGUGGAUAUCGUCUUCAUCCAUGGCCUUGGUGGGAAUCGAAUAGGAACCUGGACAGAGCGUACGGCGGAUGACAAACAAACUGCGUGCUUCUGGCCCCGCGAUUUACUUCCUGUCGACCUUCCCGACGCACGCAUCAUCACAUGGGGCUAUGCCGCAGCAACGAUCAAGACGUUGGAUGUCGUAUCGAUUGCAAACCCAACGCAACACGCGGAGAAGCUCUGCUCAGAACUAGCAAGUCUCCGAGUCGGUGUCGUCGAUCGCCCAAUCCUUUUCAUCGCUCAUAGCAUGGGAGGUAUAGUAGCUAAGAAAGCCCUUCUCAAUUCGCAGGACUCCAAUGUCGACAGUAUCGCGCCGUUAGUACACGAUACGUGCGGCAUCAUCUUCAUGGGUACACCUCAUUGUGGCUCAGAGUUGGCGAAUGCGGCUUCUUUCCUCACCAAGAUCGUCGGCAUCUUCCACACAGUCAACUCUUCGAUGCUCGAAGGGCUUCAAAGUCAGAAUGCGCAGCUACAAGAAAUCGAUCGACGCUUCCAUCAACUUCUCGCCAAGCGCGUAGGGACAGAUAAGGCCGUGGAAGUACGCUGCUUCUGCGAGAGCGUGCCUUUUCCCGGAAUCGGCAUCAUUGUUCCAGAUUAUUCGGCCGGCCCACCGGGGUAUGAGCGCAUCGUCGUGGAUGCGAACCAUAUUGAGAUGACCAAGUUCUCCAAGAGAGAGGACCAGACAUAUCAGAACGUCUUGGCUGAGCUGAGACGGAUGAUCAAGCUGGCGAAAGAACAGCAUGGAGACCAAAGCGACCCGAGUUUGCAGAGAGCAAACGUCAGCCACGUUGGUAAUAACGAUCGAGGUGCCUUGGCCAACUACGGAAGUCAAACCAUUGGCACGGGCAAGGGUGGUUCAACCCAUUACGGUAGGUGUUUCCUGUGCCAUGAUUGA